Paramuricea clavata is the source of this 804-nucleotide messenger RNA. The record is from the annotation of a GenBank genome assembly. NCBI's taxonomy places the organism in Eukaryota, Metazoa, Cnidaria, Anthozoa, Malacalcyonacea, Plexauridae.
AUGAAAAUUCGCGCAGUUUUCGACGCUUCGUGUCAGGUUAAUGACCCCUCACUUAACCAAUGUUUGUAUUCAGGACCAAAUCUUAUUGCCAAGAUAUUUGACAUCCUAGUGAGAUUUAGGCUUAAUAAGAUAGGCAUCCUAGCAGAUAUAAAACAGGUGUUCAUUAACAUCGCUAUAUCUAGGGAGCAUAGAGAUUUUGUACGGUUUUUGUGGUAUGACCUCAAUUCUAAAGAGGAAAAAAUAAUCACUUACAGAUUUUUACGGGUAGUUUUUGGACUAACGAGUAGUCCUUUCUUGUUAAACGCGACGUUGAGGCACCACCUUAGCAAGUAUGUAGAGGAGAAUGCAGUCAUAGAGCGUAUUCGCGAGGAUUUGUACGUAGAUGAUUUGGUUAGUGGAGGCGAUAGCGUUGGUACAGCUAAGGAAAUAUAUGAGACUAGUAAAGCCAUUAUGCUAGAGGGAGGGUUUGAAUUACGUAAGUGGGUAACUAACGAUCCAGAACUUCGAGCAUAUAUUUCAUCGACAAUGGGUGACAAAUCUGAUUCCCAACCACUAGGGGAAGAUCUUACUUAUGUCGAGGUCAUGUCGCCUAAUUUAGUUACGCCAAAUCAGGCUGUCUUAGGUGUUGCGUGGGAUACCAUAACGGAUGAGUUUGUUUUUCAGUUCGAUAAUUUCUUGAACAAAUGUGCGAGCCUGGAGCAAACCAAGCGGAAUUUACUGAGUAUCGGCCUCGAUUUUCGAUCCAUUGGGUGUGAUUGCUCCUGUCACCGCCAGAAUCAAAACAAUAUUUCAGUUGUUAUGUAA